This is a messenger RNA of Malassezia vespertilionis, 741 nucleotides long. Its product is annotated as NAD(P)H-hydrate epimerase. Gene Ontology annotation, molecular function: NAD(P)HX epimerase activity. The record is from RefSeq and is a predicted model, not a curated record. Gene Ontology annotation, cellular component: mitochondrion. The transcript has a single exon. Bases 1 to 741 code for a protein of 246 amino acids. NCBI's taxonomy places the organism in Eukaryota, Fungi, Basidiomycota, Malasseziomycetes, Malasseziales, Malasseziaceae.
AUGGCACGAAUGCGUUUUUUGGCAAGUGCUGCAGCGCAACAGAUAGACAAUGAUCUGAUGUCGCCUGCGGGCGGCUUCAGUAUCUAUCAGCUAAUGGAGUUGGCUGGGCUAUCGUGUGCCGAGGCCGUCUAUAAAACGUACCCAUGCCCGGGCUACCGGAGAGUUCUUAUAGCGUGUGGUCCCGGUAACCAAGGAGGAGAUGGCUUGGUUGCGGCGCGUCAUUUGAAACAUUUUGGAUAUGCACCCGCUGUAUGGUAUCCAAAGCAGAAAGAUGCGCCGCUCUUCCACGGGCUGAUUCAGCAACUGCGCAGUUUGGAAAUUCCGUUUGUCGAUGACGCACAAUUCGAGGAAGCGCUUGUUGGGGAUACGGAUUUGGUUCUGGAUGCAGUGUUUGGGUUUUCAUUCCAUGGCACGCCGCGAGCGCCGUUUCUCGCUGCGCUCGAGGCCAUGGUUUGUGCACAGAAAAAUGUCCCAAUCGUCUCGGUCGACAUCCCUUCCUCCUGGAACGUCGAUACGGGGCGUGGAGCAUCAGAGAUCGCCAAAUCGUUCUGUCCAGACAUGCUGGUGUCUUUGACCGCACCAAAACUGGGUGUUCGUACCUUUACGGGCAAACACUGGCUUGGCGGGCGUUUUUUGUACCCGAGUAUUGUGGAGAAAUACGCACUGUCGAUGCCUUUGUACCCAGGCGCAUCGCAGGUGGUAGACAUCACUGGUAUCGAGCCUGAGAAUGACGACAUGUAG